CCGGGCCACGGUUAUCAGAGGAUGUUUGGCGCCAUCUCUGGAACCGGUACAAGACCGGAGGGCAUAUCUCUCGCGCCCCCCCUGCUCGGUAUGGGCGUUCUUCCCCCUAUCCCACAACCUAUCCUAUUCCCCUGCUUGCGUCGAUCCGACUCCGGUGGCUUGCAUCCCCCCCGCGGCCUAGUUUAUCCGUAUUCGCCCUCACCGACAACACCGUCUACCGCGUCGGACCUCCCUGGAAACAGAGCGCGACCAAGUCGGCACCGCCCUCGUCCUCCUCCCGAUCACCGUCUGAGGCUGAAACGCCCGACACCUCGCGCGCGCGGACUCGCUGGAUCUUCCCGGGCUCCACACAGAUUCGUUGAUCCUAUCCUUGCCAAGGUCGAGUUUGAUAUCGACCGACGGAGAGCGGCGUGGUAUGACCCGUGGCUGAGGAGUCGGCGGUUGAACCGCGCAAAGAGAAAGAACAGUGAUGUGCGAGAGGAUGAGUCGUCGGUGGAGGAGCACGGCCGGAUGCUCAAACCACCGCUCGAGCUGAGGCUGAACGGGCGCGAGAAGAACGGGAGCCCUGGGUCGCUGCCACCAGAUCCGGUCCAAUAUUUUCCUUUGUCGGAGUCCCCUUCACCCAUGGAAGACGAGGACGCCCUCGAGACAGGCAAGGACCCACUCGCCGACGUGUUUGGUUCCGAUGCUGACACAUGGGCAGAAGUCCAUGCGGAGAACGCCGAGUAUUUCGAACGGCCUACGAACCCGCACAUCGUCCAGCUGGCGCUCAGUGCUGGUGAGCUCGGCGAGGACAAUGCGGACGGGGGAGAGGAUGAUCUUGACGACGACUCGGAGCCGCAAGAAGACCUGAAAGAGAUCGUGAGGCUUCUUGGCCGGUCCGAACUUGCGGAUGAUGUCACUGGCAUUUCAAGCUCGACGUCGAAAAAACGCGCACCCCCGCCGUCGCCGUUGAAUCUAUCGACCCCUAGCACACCGAAUGAGAUGCAUGAACCUGCGGAGAAGGAGCCGGUGAUGCUGCCGUACCUUGACGAGGCGCCGGAGGAUCAGUCCGAUGCGGAUAUGCCUCGCAAGAGCUUGUAUGAUCCGGACAAGCGCGGUGGGGGAUUCUAUGAUGACAUGGAUUUCGGAUUCGAUACUUCUGAUGUCGAGUUCGACGACCCCAAUGACCGGCGCAAGAGCCAAGUCAUUCUCCAUGCUCAGCUUGACGAGAUAGAGCGGAACUUGGCCCAAUUCUCACCGCGAAAACUCAAGUCAGAGCUGGAGGAUGAACAGUCGUUAUCUCUGGCGCGAAUUGCCAGCCAGCCUACCCUAUCUCCACAAUUGAACAACUCUGAUGUGCUUCCACCCACUCCCCGACUUGCGAGCUACUCGGACAUCCAUCCUGCUGAUGAGGACUCGUCUGACACUGAGGACCUGACACGACAAGCUUGGCCUGCUGUUCCGUUCAAUGCGCUUCCAGACCGUGCACCAUCACAAGCAAGUACGGCGCCGCGACUAGCGCUGAACGGGGUCAGCACUUCUAUGCCGAGUCGGUUCCGCGCCAACAGCCGUGCUGGGCCGAGCCCCAGUCCGUCCGAGUCCGACAUGCGAAAGCAAGAGCACGCUGAGGCGUAUCCAGCGUUCACUCCUGCGAUCGAAGCCAAGACCUCGCUGAACUCGCCGUUGCUUCCUCUGUCGCCUGACCCGUUUGGGCGACACCCUUCCUCGAAUGAUACCAGACGCAUGUCGCAGUCGUAUUGGGACGCCCCGGCGCCGGCCGAAGCGCCGAAGGUUGAGCGCAAGCGAUCGACAUCUACGACUUCAGGAUCAUUGAGCCGGUUUUCGACGGAGUCCUUGAGAGGGCUAGCUGAGAGGCAGAGCAACCGGGGAACGAUCAUGAGCGUGAAAGGGAUCAAGAGCCUCUGGAGGAAGAGUCACAAGAAUUCGCCGUCUGUGUCAGUCAUCUCACCUGUCUUGGAGAACGCAUUCUCGCCAUUAUCACCACCCCUUCCGCCACAGAGGCCGAACCGACCGUCGAUGGAGGAAAUGCAGUUUCCCGAUGUGGAGGUUGAGGUCCCGAUACCCAAGACGCCCAUCAUGGGCUCUUUCCCUUCAAGUCCGCCGCCGGUGCCGCCGUCACCGCGGCUGUCACCGCGACCACCACCGCAAGAGAUGCCGAUGCCGCCAACUCAGUUCCGUCCGGGCCAGUACAUGGUCCCUCCACCCAUGCUGCAAUCGACGAAUCGUGCGCCGAUCAUUGCAGCCAAGGCCGGGCCGAUGUCCCGGAAGACAUCGAGCGACAACCUGGAAUGGGACCAGGAGUCGCCAUAUCCCACCCGCAAGGCAUCGCUCACUUCCUCCGUAGCGACCAGCAGCCGGUCCCACACUCAGACACCGCCACCGAGCUCGAGUCCACCGAACCCAACACCUGCGCCGCUUCCGUCUGAACGCGACAGGAAUGCGACCCGCAAGUCGAUCCUCAAGUGGAAGGCAGCGGCGAACUUUCAACCGGACGCGGAUGGGGAGCGUCACGGGGUCGCCGCCCCCGUCGUCCCACGGGUCACUCAACGGGGGUUUGAUAUCCCGCCGAGCCCGAAGAUCCCGGACCAGUUUGUGCCGCCGGCUACCCAGCAGCAGCAAUCGCCGCCGCGAACCCGGCCUAAUUCGGCGGCGAUCGCGCGUCGGCGGGUGAGUGCCAAGAUGCAGAGCGUGUCGACGACCGAGACGUCGUCGUCUUGGCGGCACAGGACGCAGGAGAGCAUGACGUUCUCGUCGUCGGACGACACGCAUGAAAGCGCGACGAUCUUGGACACGUCUGCGUUCGAGAUCGUGUCGCCGAAGAUGGGCGCGACGCUCAGCUUUCCUUACGCGAACGUUGAUUCUGGGGCAGUCUAG
Mycena citricolor is the source of this 2877-nucleotide messenger RNA. The record is from the annotation of a GenBank genome assembly. Lineage: Eukaryota; Fungi; Basidiomycota; Agaricomycetes; Agaricales; Mycenaceae.